GUACCCAGCUCUGCAUUUAUAACCUACGAUUCGUACUUAACUCUGGGUGGUGGCUCUCUAUUCCCAAAAAAUUCUCUGGGAAUAAGUUCAGCAGAGGAAAAACUAUUUAUUUUCGCGCCCAUUUUUCUUCUUUUUAUAAGAAAAGGGGGCAUGGUCCAUAAACUACACAAGUACCAGGAUUCCUUUAUUUUAACAUCUUUGCUGUUUCUUAUUUUGUUUUUUAAUUCUAAAUACAUAAUCUUAUUUUCUAAAUUCAAGUUCCAUAUAUUCUCUUUUUAAAUCAAUAUCUUAUUAACUACAUAUCUUUAUUUUUCUACUCACCUACAUAUUUUUUAAUUUCAAUAAAUUAAUUUUAUUUCUUGGAUAAACAUUUAAUUUUGUUUAUUAAUAUUUACAAGGUAUAUUUAAAUAUAUUUUUAUACAUAUUAUAAAAUUACUUUAAAAAUUUUUUUCCAAUUUUCUAAUUAGGAAUUUCAAAUGAAAUAUUCAAAAAGGAAAAAAUUAGACGAUUGUGAUGAGACUUCUUUACAAAAUGAAUUCACUAAACUUCAAGAGGCUUAUAAGUUUGUUGAAAGGCGUGAAAUAACAGUUAAAAAUGUAGAUGAUCUUAAGCAGUUGGGGGCAAUUUAUUCAUCACAAAUGUUAAAUUGUUCUAAAAGAUCAGACCCCUUCCCCGAAUUUAAUGAAAGCGAAGAAGAAAGUAGCAGAAGAUCGAAACGUCCAAGAUUGUUAAAAUUACCUUCAGAUGGAAGUAUUUUUAAUGAUGGAAUACCCUUUCAUCAUUUUGCAUUAACGCAAUUAAAAGAUAGACAUAUUAAUCGUUUAAAAGCAAAUGGUAUGUUUUGA
Messenger RNA from Meloidogyne enterolobii, 846 nucleotides. The record is from the annotation of a GenBank genome assembly. Lineage: Eukaryota; Metazoa; Nematoda; Chromadorea; Rhabditida; Meloidogynidae.